GCCCAGCAUGAGCGGCGGCGGCGGGGGGUCGGCGGCGCCCGGCCGCUUCGCCGACUACUUCGUGAUCUGCGGGCUGGACACCGAGACCGGGCUGGAGCCCGACGAGCUGUCCGCAUUAUGCCAGUAUAUACAGGCCUCUAAAAUCCGAGGUGGUGCCGGCCGUUUCAUUUCAAGUGCAGCAGAAGGGGAGAAUUUUGAACAAACUCCAUUAAGACGCACGUUUAAGUCCAAAGUUCUUGCUCGUUAUCCUGAGAAUGUAGAAUGGAAUCCUUUUGACCAAGAUGCAGUGGGAAUGCUCUGUAUGCCAAAAGGGCUUGCUUUCAAGACACAAGCUGAUUCCAGAGAACCUCAGUUCCACUCAUUUAUAAUCACCCGUGAAGAUGGCUCACGGACAUUUGGGUUUUCUCUCACAUUUUACGAGGAAGUUACCAGCAAACAAAUCUGCAGUGCAAUGCAGACUUUAUAUCAUAUGCACAAUGCUGAAUAUGACAUUAUUCAUACUCCAUCCACAAAUGACAAAGAUAUCUGUGGCAGCAUAGAUGACUGCAAUGGCAGUUCUGUAUCAAAGCUCCAGCGUUUUAACUCAUAUGAUAUUAGCAGAGACACACUGUAUGUCUCUAAGUGCAUUUGUCUGAUUACUCCUAUGUCUUUCAUGAAGGCUUGUAAGAAAGUAUUAGAGCAACUCCAUCAAGCUGUAACUUCGCCUCAGCCACCACCAUUACCAUUAGAAAGUUACAUCUACAACAUUCUGUAUGAGGUUCCUCUUCCUCCAGCAGGGAGAUCCUUAAAAUUUUCAGGUGUUUAUGGACCAAUUGUCUGCCAGAGGCCAAGCACCAGUGAACUGCCACUAUUUGACUUCCCAGUUAAAGAAGUUUUUGAGUUACUUGGAGUAGAAAAUGUGGUUCAGCUCUUUACUUGUGCCCUUCUGGAAUUUCAGAUACUGCUUUAUUCACAGCAUUACCAGAGACUGAUGACUGUGGCAGAGACCAUCACAGCACUAAUGUUCCCAUUCCAGUGGCAGCAUGUAUAUGUUCCCAUUCUUCCAGCCUCCCUUCUUCAUUUCCUAGAUGCCCCUGUCCCUUAUUUGAUGGGCUUGCACUCCAAUGGACUGGAUGACAGGUCUAAGCUGGAACUGCCUCAAGAGGCUAAUCUGUGCUUUGUGGACAUAGAUAACCAUUUCAUUGAGCUGCCAGAGGAUUUACCCCAAUUCCCAAAUAAACUUGAGUUCAUUCAGGAAAUCUCUGAGAUCCUAAUGGCUUUUGGAAUUCCACCUGAGGGAAAUUUGCACUGCAGUGAAAGUGCCUCCAAGAUGAAGAACCUCAGAGCAUGUGACAUAGUUUCUGAUAAAAGAAAUGGGAACAUAGCAGGAUCACCUUUGAAUUCCUAUGAACUGCUAAAGGAAAAUGAGACGAUAGCAAGACUUCAAGCGCUUGUCAAAAGAACAGGAGUGAGUCUAGAGAAGCUGGAGGUGCGGGAGGAGACGAGUAGCAAAAAGGAUCUAAAAAUCCAGUGUGAUGAAGAAGAAUUCAGGGUUUACCAGCUGAAUAUUCAGAUCCGGGAAAUUUUUGCCAACCGUUUUACACAGAUGUUUGCAGAUUAUGAAGUAUUUGUUAUUCAGCCCAGUCAAGACAAGGAGUCUUGGUUUACAAACAGGGAGCAAAUGCAGAACUUUGAUAAAGCAUCAUUCUUGUCAGACCAGCCUGAACCUUACUUACCUUUCCUCUCAAGAUUUCUGGAGACACAGAUGUUUGCGUCUUUUAUUGACAAUAAGAUCAUGUGCCAUGAUGAAGAUGACAAAGACCCUAUUUUGAGAGUGUUUGAUAGCAGAGUAGAUAAAAUUAGACUGCUGAAUGUGAGGACACCAACUCUACGUACAUCUAUGUAUCAAAAGUGCUCUACAAUUGAUGAGGCAGAGAAAGCCAUUGAGUUAAGGCUAUCAAAAAUAGAUCACACUGCAGUCCAUCCACAUUUGUUGGAUAUGAAGAUUGGUCAAGGGAAGUAUGAACUUGGGUUUUUCCCCAGACUUCAGUCUGAUGUACUCUCCACAGGACCAGCAAGCAACAAAUGGACAAAGAGAAAUGCACCUGCACAAUGGAGGCGGAAAGACCGACAGAAACAACACACAGAGCAUUUGCGUCUGGACAAUGAUCAGAGAGAGAAAUAUAUCCAAGAAGCGAGAAAUCUGGGCAGCACCAUUCGGCAGCCUAAACUUUCUAACCUCUCUCCAUCAGUAAUUGCACAGACAAACUGGAAAUUUGUUGAAGGCUUACUGAAGGAAUGUCGCAACAAGACCAAGAGGAUGCUGGUUGAGAAAAUGGGCCGAGAAGCUGUGGAACUAGGUCAUGGUGAAGUGAACAUCACCGGUGUAGAAGAGAAUACGCUGAUAGCCAGUCUUUGUGAUCUCCUAGAAAGGAUAUGGAGUCAUGGACUGCAGGUCAAACAGGGAAAAUCUGCUUUGUGGUCUCACUUGUUACAUUAUCAAGAAAACAGGCAGAGAAAACCUGCAUCGGGUAGCUUCAGUACCUCAGGAAUACUUCUUGAUUCAGAAAGGAGGAAAUCAGAUGCCAGUCCAGCCAUGUCACCUCUUAGGAUCUCUCUUAUCCAGGAUAUGAGGCAUAUUCAGAACAUUGGUGAGAUCAAAACAGAUGUUGGUAAGGCCAGGGCCUGGGUUCGACUGUCCAUGGAAAAGAAGUUACUCUCCCGGCAUCUGAAGCAGCUUUUAUCAGAUCAUGAGCUCACAAAAAAAUUAUACAAGCGUUAUGCCUUCCUCCGCUGUGACGAUGAGAAAGAACAAUUCCUCUAUCAUCUCCUGUCUUUCAAUGCUGUUGAUUACUUCUGCUUUACCAAUGUUUUCACAACCAUCUUGAUCCCCUACCAUAUCUUGAUUGUUCCUAGUAAGAAACUUGGUGGCUCAAUGUUCACAGCCAACCCUUGGAUAUGUAUCUCUGGAGAACUGGGCGAAACAGGAGUCUUGCAAAUUCCCAGAAAUAUCUUAGAAAUGACAUUUGAGUGCCAGAACCUGGGAAAGCUAACCACAGUACAGAUAGGACAUGAUAAUUCAGGGCUCUAUGCCAAGUGGCUAGUGGAAUAUGUUAUGGUCAGGAAUGAAAUAACAGGGCAUACAUACAAGUUUCCAUGUGGUAGGUGGCUUGGAAAAGGGAUGGAUGAUGGCAGUUUAGAAAGGAUCCUUGUUGGAGAGCUACUAACUUCCCACACUGAGGCAGAUGAAAGGCAGUGCAGAACCCCACCACUGCAGCAAUCACCAAGUAUGAUAAGGAGACUUGUCACCAUCUCGCCAAACAACAGACCAAAAUUAAACACAGGUCAGAUACAAGAAGCUAUUGGUGAAGCAGUCAAUGGCAUUGUCAAGCAUUUCCACAAACCUGAAAAAGAGAGAGGCAGUCUGACUCUGUUGCUGUGUGGCGAAGGUGGACUCGUUUCAGCUCUUGAGCAGGUGUUUCAACAUGGCUUUAAAUCACCCAGGCUCUUCAAGAAUGUCUUCAUUUGGGACUUCUUAGAAAAAGCACAAAACUAUUAUGAGACCCUUGAUCAGAAUGAUAUGGUCCCAGAGGAGAACUGGCAGACAAGGGCCAGGAACUUCUGUCGGUUCAUCACCGCAAUCAACAACACUCCUAGAAACAUUGGGAAGGAUGGCAAGUUUCAGAUGUUGGUGUGCCUUGGAGCCAGAGACCACCUCUUGCACCACUGGAUCGCCUUGCUUGCAGACUGUCCAAUCACAGCACAGAUGUAUGAGGACACAGCAUUGAUUAAGGAUCACACCCUUGUAAAUUCCUUGAUUCGAGUGCUGCAGACCUUGCAAGAGUUCAAUAUCACGCUGGAGGCAUCCCUCGUCAAAGGAAUUGACAUCUAAUCUCUGUCAGUAGCCAUACUAUAAAAAGCAACAAGGAGGAAGUCAAAUUAGUAUGCUAACAUGUCGCAUCAUGAUCUUGAUCAUGGCCAUGCAACACAACUUUUACUUUUCUUGAAGGAAAUUCCAAAACUAGUGCAGGAAAAUGGAUAGAAGUUGUAAACACAAUGUAAAAAAGAGGAUUUUGGUAUAAAUCUAUUUUAGAGUUUAUUUGCUGAUUUGCUUUUUACACACUUUCAUGUGAAAGAGAAAGAGAUGAGUAUUGUGCAGCUUAUUUUAAAGCUGCAGUAUUUCCUUGCCAUAGAUAACGUGCAGUGAGCCUUUCAGCAUCCUCUGAACUUGCCUUCAGAUGUGCUGCAUGUCAUGAACCCUAAUGUAUACACUCCAUUUCUGCUAAGAAGGUCAUUCUAUAGUUUUUAAACUAAUAUUUUAUAUAUUAACGUUAUUACCAAUAUUUUGUUUUUAAUGCAUUGGGUCACUGUUGUGCUGCAAGGGGAAGCUACAGAUUUUGGUGUGUGCUUUUUAAAAGUCUCAAAGCACUGAUUUGUCAGCAAAUUACUUUUCUUUGUUUUUGUUGUCAGUAUUAUUUUUAGUGGAUUUAAGGAGUUUGAAUCCUGAAAUGUGCAGAGAUCAAAGUAAUAUUUUUCAUAUUGGUACGUAAUUGCACAGAGGAAAAUGUAAGCGUGUUUUUAACUGACUUUUUUUAUUUAUUUAACCUAUUAUUGUGUUUUGUAAGUUUGUCCUUUAAAUAAUGUUAUACAAUAUAACUUGCUAUAUUAUGUUUGCAAUUUAGAGCUUACAGUGUAGCCCACUUAAAUAAAAGGCCUGGAAUAAGAGGGUGUCUGCUGCCAAAAAUGUUUGUGUGCACCAUCCUUUCAAAAUUCACACCUUUGAAUGGAACCCUCUUAAAAUGAUAACAGCUAAAGGGGCUGUAAGCCUCCAACAUCAACAGCUUUAAUACAUAUAUGAAUGCAAAGAGGACAAUGGCUGAAUGAAGAGGUCUAUGCCACCAUGAAGUAAUGAUGCUAUCCUUGAUCUAAUUCCAUAUCACCAUUUCCUAACUUCAUGUUAAUUUUCCUUAACAAGAUGAGUGUGGUGAGGAUUUUUCCUUUGAAUCAAUAGUGCUCUUAUGUACUACGUUUUCAAGCUCUUGGCUUGUCUGAUGUUUUGUGCAUCUUAACUGAAAAGGCUUUAACCCACUCUCAAAUUAUCAUUGUCAAGAUACUUGGCUUUUAUUGUAUUACAAAGCAUGGGAUUUGGCAAGUGCCUUGAGGCAGCCCUAUUCAUUUGACUCCUCUGAUUUAAAAUCUCUUAUGAAGUGCAUCCCUGUUUUAGGAAACAAACUUGGGCAGCAUCACAAAUUACUAUAUAGAACCUCAAAGGCUGUGUACUUAAGAGGUCUCCGCUGUACAACUUCUCAGCAACGUGUCUCUUAUAAUAAGGAAUAGAGUUAAAGUUGUUCUUGGUUGUCAAUCUGUACAAUACUGUAGCACCUUUUCUUUAUUUUCUGCAUUUUAAUGACAUCUUGUGAUUAGUUUUAUUUCCAUAAUUGAAAGGUAUAGCACAUGCAUUAAAUUUUUGACUAUUUUUACUUUUGUCCUAUUUAUUUCUUUAUUAAAAAUAUAUGAUGUUUCUUUUUCA
Messenger RNA from Gavialis gangeticus (Gharial), 5509 nucleotides. RefSeq names its product DENN domain containing 5A (gene DENND5A). Gene Ontology annotation, molecular function: small GTPase binding; guanyl-nucleotide exchange factor activity. The record is from RefSeq and is a predicted model, not a curated record. Lineage: Eukaryota; Metazoa; Chordata; Crocodylia; Gavialidae. Bases 8 to 3871 code for a protein of 1287 amino acids. The transcript is spliced from 23 exons.